Amaranthus tricolor (Joseph's coat) is the source of this 2804-nucleotide messenger RNA. RefSeq lists its product as uncharacterized. Gene Ontology annotation, cellular component: cytoplasm. Gene Ontology annotation, molecular function: protein kinase binding. The record is from RefSeq and is a predicted model, not a curated record. Lineage: Eukaryota; Viridiplantae; Streptophyta; Magnoliopsida; Caryophyllales; Amaranthaceae. The transcript is spliced from 5 exons. The coding region runs from base 654 to 2651 and encodes 665 amino acids.
UAAUCCAUGGAAUAAUGUAGAUAGUACGCGUAGAAAACGUGUAUCUUACACAUUCAUACAUUCGCUAAUAGUUUCUAGAACAAAUGAUCCUACAAAUUGCGCAUCCAUCCGAUCUGACCAUCCAUCCUCCUUUAACCUUAACCAACCUACCCAAUAAAAUCCAUCCACUCUCUAUUUCACAAGUACUUUCCUUCCUAUAUUACACUUGGACUUAAACCAUCUUCCUCAGUUUUCACGAAUAACACUUCUCUUUCUAUCACUCUUUCCUUUUUUUCAUCGCCGCUCCACCGUACUGUUCUUCACUUUCAAAGUGGGGAACCUUCAGAAGAUAGCUUGAAUUGGCAUAUCAUCACUCUGGCCAAGAUUAUAGUGAUCUCUCCUCAGUGGAGGGUGUGUUGUGCUCAGAUUGUUCCAUCAGUCUGCUUUUCAUUUGUUUGCAAAACAUUGGUUUGGCGCCUACCUAUUGAUUAUGGCUAAUAUUCAAUCAAACUAAGCUUUAUUCUAUUGAGUCAUUGGAAAUGUAAUCUGAAAAGCUUCAAUUGUUUGUAAGUCACUUGGAGUACAGCAAAGGGAAACAUCCAACACAAAGUUUUUUCUUCAUUUAUCUUUCUUUCCAACAUCUUCCGGUCUCAAUCUGAUACUAUUCAUCAAUCAUGGCAUUAUUGAAUUUCUUCUCCAAACUAGUUGGAAAGAAAAAGAAGGCAAAGGUUGCAAUUGUUUCUUCACCUGAUUGUCCGAACAAUGGGAUCAGAACUCUGCAAGUGAAGCUGGAACACCCAGUGAAACCCUCUGAAAAUGAUGAGCUGAACGUAACGACAUCUUUCAGUGUUGCGGUGCCAUUUGAUACACCCACGAUUUCAAGGUGCAAGGUGAAGUUGAUGAACCCUGAAAACCCUGUUGAGAAUGAGCCUGUAGAGCUCGAUUAUGAAGGCGAAGAUGAGCAUGAUGACAAGUCACCAAUAAGCAGGGAAAACUCUGAUUUUAACCUGCAAGCUCAAGACAUAGUUUCAAGUAAUCCGUCGUUUCAAAACGAUGAUCUCGACAAUAAGACAGCUGACAAAGAUGCAGAUGAUGAAGACAUAGAUAUGAUGCAGAGUGGCCAUGUUAGUGACCCCGGCUUGGCUAGAAAAGAGCAGUGGGCAUCACCGAGCCUUACACGUUCUUGCUCAAACCUCGAAUCAAGGGAAGUUCUGAAUAAGAUUGCUGAUCAAUUGCCACCUUCUAAAACACAAUCAUUUGAAGAAUUACAAGACUUGGCUGAUAGAGUAAAAGGUGAUGUUUUGAUGGGUUCUCCUUGCAGUCAGUCAUCUGUUUUGUCUCACAGAAGUGCUGAUAAAGUAAUGCUGAAAAAGCAUUCUUCAAGCCAAAUCCUUCCUUCUAGAAGCAAGAGAUUGUGGUGGAAACUAUUCCUUUGGAGUCAUAGAAACUUGCCAAAACCGGCAAGUGCUCCAAAAACAAGAGUUUCCCUUCUUGCUUCGGUUAAUCAGCAAGGUGGGUAUUCAUCGGAUACACUCGAACCAGGUCGAGGUAAACCGCUCAGCAAAGUGGAAUCAGCAGGGUCAUUCUCUGAACUCUGUAGUAACAAGAGCAGUCAUAAAGCCAAUGCAUUCAAGGAUGGUUUUUCGGGAUUAUGGCCUCAGAAUCAGUGGAUUGCUUUCACAGGAGAGUCAUCAUCUUCGCCUUUAAAGAGAGUAGAUGACUGGGUGAAUGACCUUGGAUAUCAGCCUUCAACAAUGGCAAUUGAACAAGAGAAUGACGAUGAGCAAAUCGUCUUUCCAGCUUCUCCUGAGGUUGAUGAAUCAGUGGCGAAAGCUCGAGUUCAUUCCUCGAAACAUAACAGAAUUAAUUUGUCAGAGGAACUCCUGCAUGCCAAUAGCAUGAUUCAGUCCCUGAAUUCUUCUUCAACUGUGGCUCAUAUUUCAGGAAUGGGGUUAAAAGCCAUCCCAAUGAUCUCACAUUUUUCGAGUCUUCGAUCCAUCAACUUAUCAAACAAUUCAAUAGUUCAAAUAACUCCUGGAUCACUUCCAAAGGGUCUGCAUGUCCUCGACUUAUCUAAGAACAAGAUCGCUUCCAUUGAAGGACUAAGGGAGUUAACCCGAUUGAGGGUACUGUAUCUGAACUACAAUAGGAUAUCGCGGAUUGGCCAUGGUUUAUCGAGCUGCACCCUGCUGAAGGAGUUGUAUUUAUCGGGCAACAAAAUAAGCGAAGUCGAGGGAUUACACAGACUGUUAAAGCUUACAGUUCUAGACCUUAGCUUCAAUAAAAUAACCACAACCAAGGCUCUAGGACAGCUUGUUGCCAACUACAAUUCAUUAGUGGCGCUUAAUAUAUUAGGGAAUCCCAUUCACAGCAACCUAAGCAGUGAACAGCUUAGGAGAGCAGUUUGCGGGCUUCUGCCAAAGCUAGCAUACUUAAACAAGCAAGUCGUGAAUCAGCAGAAAGCCCGUGAGGUUUCUUCUGAUAUUGUCGCCAAAACUGCAUCUCGAAGCAGCAAUUGGAAUUCUUGUAAGCGAUCAGUAAAAAGAUCAAGUGCAAGUGGAGGUUUGUCAAGUUCUUCAAGGAGCGGUGCAAGUGUUUCGCAGAGAGGCAGGAGCAAGUUGAAAAGGCGGGUGAAUCAGAAGUCGAGAUUGAAGACAACGGAAAGCAGUUAAAUGAACUACUAAGCAAAACAAAUUAUCUUUUUGGAAUUCUUGUUUGAUGUUUGUUUUAUUUUAUUUAUUGUUUUAUUUCUUCAAUAAAAGCUUCCUUUGUUUGUAAGGAUUUAAGAUCAAAUAAAAUAAGACGUUUUAAGGUGUGUUUGCAAA